UUGCGUCGACUCCGCGAAAAGCUGGGCCAUUUUCCGACCAUCUUCGGGUCCACCCAAAUGCUGGUGGAAAUUCUAAGUCAGUGGCAUUCGCGACUCUCUAGUAUCAAGGCCCCCAUGGACAUUUACUUGGGAAAAAGGGGAGGCAUUGUCGGGUCUUUCUGUGUGGCUUUUUUCGACUUUUCUCUGGUUCUGUGGUCAAUUUUAAUUUUAGCAACGUUUUAAUUUUACAGAAUACCACACAAAAAUACGUAAAAGAUGAUUUUGCUAUCGCAUUGAGUUCAAAUUGAGCUAGAAAAUAUCUUUAGUGCCUGGUGUUGAAGGGAAAAAGUGGGGAAUAGUGUAGUUUUGUUAAGUGCAAUAACUAACGCCUCUGAAGAUGAAUCUCUGAGUAAGAACCAGCAAUUUGGAAGGGAAUCACCCUGACAAUGCCAGUUUAUCUCCCAGAAAGUUAAAUACUCAUCCAAUUUGAAGCAUCUGUAAAACACAGAAAAAAAUUGAGGCUAAGAAAAGAGUCACGAUAGUGGAUAGGAGAGUGAUAUAGUGGCGUAAAAUUGCCGUGUGGUGCUUGUGAGGACGAAAAUAGCUCCGCGAGAUUUGCCGGAAUUUGAGACAUGGCACUUGUGAUGCUCCCCUGUGAAAUGCCCUGGUGGUCCAUGGUGCAUCGAAAGCUGGCCGAUAUUCAAAAAUGUUCCACGGUUGACCAUCUCGUUGAACAUAUGCAGAAAAUUCACGACACAUGCAAUGUCAGCCUCGAUCCGGAUGAAGAUAAGCGAGACUGUACGAUCUUUUUUGGGCUGCGCAUUUAUAUGAACAACCACUUGUCACCCAGUGAAAGGGAUCACCUGCUUCAGCAUACAAUCCCCAAUAUUGCAAGGAGAGCUCAGGAAUUGAGAAACCUAAGACCAUCAAGAGGGCUCAGUUUCAGCCUUCAGCAGCACUCAGAGAAUGUCCAGUUGGAUUAUAGUUUUGUGGCUUCCCUCCUGGCCAAUGCAUUCUUCUCGACAUUUCCCAAGCGUACCGCCAAAACUCAUCCAACACUACAAGACUUCAACUUCACCCAUUUCUUCGUUGAUUUGGCAACAAGUAAUAGCCAGAGGGCUAAAUUCAAGGCACUAACGUACUACUUUGACUGGCUGGAGAAGCCGGGGAAUACUCAGGGAUGCUUGAAAAUGUCCAGGCGAGUAAUGACGGGAAGACAAUGGCUCACAAUCGAAGACUGGAUGGAGUGUGGAGUACCUCUGUCAGGGAUUGAGAUUAAGCACGAGGCCAGGAUCGAGAGAUCACCUCCAGAUGUUAUUCAGACAGUUUUUGCAACCUCUAGAGUUGGAGGAUCCGUUCUCUGGAGCGGAAAUUCCCAGGAGAGUCUUCAAUUAUGUACAGUUCCUGAAGCCCUAGCAACGCUUUUGUACGUCGAAGCUCUUGAAGAUAAUGAAACCCUCUACGUUGAAGGUGGUCGUCAAGUGGCUAGGAUAAUGGAUGCUAGAGGUAGAGCGAUUGUGGAACUUCUGGAGUCACCGCGAGAAGUGUGCCUGAACCUCAUGGAUGCUGAGAUAUAUGAAAAAGCUAUUGGGGAAUCUCAGUUUGAAGAGGACAAUAUUCUGCGGGAAUUGAACAAGUGCCUUCUGGCAUUUCGGCAGCAUCUUACGUGUGCAGUUUUUGAACCGUCGAGAGAACGUCGAGAUGCUCGGCGCUUGUCGCCAAUUGGGGAAUCUGGUACCAAUAGCCCGGGAGAUGCUCCAACCAUGGCUACAAUUGUGAUAAAACAGGCGAGUUCUACAAAGUCCAGUGAAUCUUCCGUACGUCAGCAGGAUGCCAAUUUUCUGUCACCUUCUCCAUCAGCGGCACUUGUGGUCGGUCCCACAGCCUCUGGAAGAAGAGGGCGAUUUAUUGUUCUGGGUUCCUCGGGAGAAUGUCUUCCUGUGACACGCCGGUCGCUUUCCCAGUGUACUGGAAGCAGUUUGUACUCGAGCUGUGAGUCUUCCGAUGAUGAAUUUCAUAGUGCCCGGAAUAGUGUGUCUGGCAGUGAUGAUGAGGACGAUGAGGAAUUUGCUAGAAAGUACUCUCAAGAUCUGGAUACGCCAGAAAAGAGAUUUUCUUUUGCUCAGAAACUCAGGGAAGCCCUUCAGCAAUCUGAGAGCUAUACGGAGAGCACUGAAGACAGCUACGCUUGUGGGAUCAGCGUGGCAGACUCGAAAAAUUGUGAUAACGCCAUCCGAGUACGUCGGGCUGGCUCCGAUGGUUUUGUCCUCCAGGCUGACUCCCUGGAUGACACAUUCUACGGUGAAUGCCUUAAAUAUGGCGACAAGAUGAUCUGCUCUGAUGGACAAAAGGCACAGAAUGGUGCUCUGAAAUCCCGAGAUCGUCGGAAUUCCUCCAAGUACAGCUUCAGCACGGAACUGAGCUCUGAGCUUGAGGAGGUGUAUGAGCAAUUUUCCAAGUAUGGACUGUGGAUGGAGGAUCCAAUUGGUGAGAAAGAGCGUGAAUUGGAUCCUCGAGAUGCGGCUGUUCUUCGAUUUGCCAGCUCCUUGCUCAAGAGAACUCUCUCGGAGAGCUUUGUGGGUGUCCCUCUGACUGAAGGAUGCGUCAAUAGCGUGGGGAAUCCAGCUGAAGAAGCUUCAAUUCAGAGCUAUCAACAGAAGCAGGAGAAACCCAUCCUGAAUUCACGAUCACUUUCAGUAGAGCUAGCUAAACAUAAGCACAGACUUGCUGCGCAAUUGGUGAAAAAAUCCCUGCAGGGAAUUGGAUUGUUGUGCCGCGACCAGAGUAAAAAGCACAGAAAAUGGUCCAUUUCUCUGGUUCACACUUUACAAACGAUUAAUUGUGGUGACAUCGUUGUUAAACCACCCGUUGAGAUUGCCCAAAUUCUGCAUCGUCGCAAAGGAAAUUCGAAUUUAAAACCAGUUGCAACAGGAAACUGGGGCUGUGGUCGGAAGCAUCAAGGAGAUGUUCAGCUCAAGUUCGUUAUCCAGUGGAUGGCAGCGAGUGUAGCCGGUCUUCCAGUUUUAAUUUACCACACUGCAGCUAAUGAGAAGCUCGCAAAGUUGGACACUGUUUGUAGAAUUCUACUAGACCGACGAUGGUCUGUGGGUCGUUUGGCCAGACUGACUCUGAGGCACGCCAAGAGGAUGCUGGAUGAGCAAGAAGACGAAAGUACACAGGAAUUUUUGGAAAAACUCAUUGGUUUUCCUCCACCUCAAAGCAAUUAAUACAGAGUUGGUCAAUUUGAAUAAUUUUGUAUCACAUUGUUCUGCAAUGUUAUUUACAUCGAACUUUGCAUAAUUACAAAAGUCUUCCUGAAACUUUA
Phlebotomus papatasi is the source of this 3304-nucleotide messenger RNA. RefSeq lists its product as uncharacterized. Bases 612 to 3206 code for a protein of 864 amino acids. The transcript is spliced from 8 exons. Lineage: Eukaryota; Metazoa; Arthropoda; Insecta; Diptera; Psychodidae. Gene Ontology annotation, cellular component: cytoplasm; nucleus. The record is from RefSeq and is a predicted model, not a curated record. Gene Ontology annotation, molecular function: poly(ADP-ribose) glycohydrolase activity. Gene Ontology annotation, biological process: nucleotide-sugar metabolic process; regulation of DNA repair; carbohydrate metabolic process.